AAAAUGAGAUUUUUAGGCAUGAAAUGUGUGUCAGUUUGGGUGUUUUUAGUGGUGACGACAAGCUUGAGUGAACAAAGCAAAGGCGAAACUUGUAGUUUCACCUUCUUUUCUUCCCUUGUUAGGCUGAUUCCGUGCAGGCCAUCGGUUGCUCCAUUCCGCCCUAUUCCGCCGACCGCAGCCUGCUGCAAUGCCGUCAGAUCUCUCGGCCAGCCUUGCUUGUGCGUGCUUGUUAAUGGCCCUCCAGUUGCCGGCGUUGACCGCGACUUGGUCAUGCUCUUGCCGGAGAAAUGCCCUACCAAUUUUGACCCCUGUGAAAUUAUGAAAUGAAAUGGAGACGGUGAAGUACGCGAAUAUAAGUUUUCAGUUCAAUAAUGAAAUGAUAUACGCAGGAAGGUCGAUU
Messenger RNA from Cucurbita maxima (winter squash), 400 nucleotides. Its product is annotated as protein LIM3-like. NCBI's taxonomy places the organism in Eukaryota, Viridiplantae, Streptophyta, Magnoliopsida, Cucurbitales, Cucurbitaceae. Gene Ontology annotation, molecular function: fatty acid binding. The record is from RefSeq and is a predicted model, not a curated record. Gene Ontology annotation, biological process: systemic acquired resistance. The transcript is spliced from 2 exons. The coding region runs from base 4 to 327 and encodes 107 amino acids.